AGUCCAGGAGCGCAGCUGGCCGCGGCGCUCCGCUUUCCCAGCGCCCGCAGCUGAAUCGCAGUCCGCAGCCCGCAGCCCGGCGCGGACUCCCAUCGCCGCAGUCGCCCUCCGGCGCCAUGUCGCAGAACGGAGCGCCCGGGAUGCAGGAGGAGAGCCUGCAGGGCUCCUGGGUGGAAUUGCACUUUAGCAAUAAUGGAAACGGCAGCAGCGUUCCAGCCUCGGUUUCUAUUUAUAAUGGUGACAUGGAAAAAAUACUGCUGGACGCACAGCAUGAGUCUGGACGGAGUAGCUCCAAGAGUUCUCACUGUGACAGCCCACCUCGCUCACAGACACCACAAGAUACUAACAGAGCUUCUGAAACAGAUACCCAUAGCAUUGGAGAGAAAAACAGCUCACAGUCUGAGGAAGAUGAUAUUGAGAGAAGGAAAGAAGUUGAAAGCAUCUUGAAGAAAAACUCAGACUGGAUAUGGGAUUGGUCAAGUCGGCCGGAAAAUAUUCCCCCCAAGGAGUUCCUCUUUAAACACCCGAAGCGCACGGCCACCCUCAGCAUGAGGAACACGAGCGUCAUGAAGAAAGGGGGCAUAUUCUCUGCGGAGUUUCUGAAAGUUUUCCUUCCGUCUCUGCUGCUCUCUCAUUUGCUGGCCAUCGGAUUGGGGAUCUAUAUUGGAAGGCGUCUGACAACCUCCACCAGCACCUUUUGAUGAAGAACUGGAGUCUGACUUGGUUCAUUAGUGGGAUUACUUCUGAGCUUGCAACGCAGCUCACUGAAGAGCUGUUAGAUCCUGGGUGGCCGCGUCACUUGUGUUAUUUGUUCUGUAAAUGCUGCAUUCCUAAUUUAGUAAAACAAAACAACAGACACUAAAAUCAUGUUGAUCUAUAAUUAUACCUAUGAGGUCAAUUAAUAAGCAUGUCAGACUGAUUAAUAUCUAUUGUAAAAAUUUGGUAGUGAAUUUGGAUAUUAGAUAUAAAUACCUGAAUAUAAUUUUAAUAUCCUAUUCAUGAUGUAUGUUGUAUUUUAAAAAUUAUCUGCAACCUUAAUUCAGUUGAAGUACUUUAUAUUUCAAAAGAAUGAAUAACAUUGAUAAUAAAAUCGCUACUUUAAGGGGUUUGUCCAAAAUAAAUAUUGUGGCCUUA
Molecule: messenger RNA, 1134 nt
Organism: Macaca mulatta (Rhesus monkey)
Lineage: Eukaryota; Metazoa; Chordata; Mammalia; Primates; Cercopithecidae
Source: RefSeq, a predicted model, not a curated record